This is a messenger RNA of Perca fluviatilis (European perch), 755 nucleotides long. It is a transcript of the gene cmtm6, whose product is annotated as CKLF-like MARVEL transmembrane domain containing 6. The transcript has 4 exons. NCBI's taxonomy places the organism in Eukaryota, Metazoa, Chordata, Actinopteri, Perciformes, Percidae. Bases 138 to 599 code for a protein of 153 amino acids. The record is from RefSeq and is a predicted model, not a curated record.
ACAAAACCAACGGAUUGGAUGCGGAAGUCCGCCUGAAGUCACUUUAUCAGUAGAAACAAAAGCAACAAGUACAAGUUGAACUUCGCAGCUCGGAACUUUCUUUUUCUGCCAACCGGAAGACGCUUAAACGCUCCAUCAUGACGGACGUUUACUCCCCGACGACGGCUCCCAACCCCAAAUCCUCGUGGUUCACCGUCCCGUCAGACUCGCUGGACACGGUCCGCUGUGGCGUCAAAGGCCUGGAAGUGCUGCUGUCCCUCGUGGCCUUCGUCCUGGAGGAGGUGGUGAACAGCUGCGUCAACUGCUCGGCUCUCUACUUCUUUGAGUUUGUGAGCUGCACGGCCUUCCUCUUCACCCUGCUGCUCCUCAUCCUCCUCUCCACCACGCUGCAGACCCGAGUGGGCAUCACGUGCUGGCCCCGCCUGCUCUCCCCUCCCGCCCGUUUCUAUUACCCGGCGAUGUUCAUCGUGGACCUGGUCCUGUUCGUGAAGAGCGGCUUUCCCUUUAAGAAAGACGGCACGCCAGAGUCCAGUAACGGAGGCCCGCCCGUGGGCGAGCCUCAGCCGGAGAGGGAGAGACUCAACACGGCCAACCAAUAAGUCUGUUUCUGUGUUCACAGGUCAGAUUAUUUUAUUCCUUAAAGUGUAACUUUGGUUGUUGUUUUUUAACCUAGACCCUAUUUUCCUGUUUCUGUCUCUAAGUGACUGAUGGGAUGUCCAGCUUGUAUUUACCUUCACUAAAAGUUCUCUUGUUGC